This is a messenger RNA of Trichoderma asperellum CBS 433.97, 1551 nucleotides long. RefSeq lists its product as uncharacterized. The record is from RefSeq and is a predicted model, not a curated record. Gene Ontology annotation, molecular function: transmembrane transporter activity. Gene Ontology annotation, biological process: transmembrane transport. Gene Ontology annotation, cellular component: membrane. NCBI's taxonomy places the organism in Eukaryota, Fungi, Ascomycota, Sordariomycetes, Hypocreales, Hypocreaceae.
AUGAUCGAUGAUAAAGAUGAAAUACCUACCAACAACGACAUAGAGAAAACAGCGCAAGUUAGAAUUAUUGACAGCAUACCUGUGCUGGGUCUGAGCGAAGAUGAUGCAGCUUUCUAUAAUAGCGUAACACAAUAUCAGAGGAAGAAAAUCGUCAGAAAGGUUGAUCUACGACUUGUCCCAAUGCUGGCGAUUCUCUAUCUCGUUUCACAACUCGACCGUGCAAAUAUUGGAAAUGCAAAAAUUGAAGGACUUGCUGAAGACCUUCAUCUAGUGGGCAACCAGUACAAUAUUGUCUUAGCCCUGUUCUUCAUACCAUACAUCUUGCUCGAGGUACCCAGCAAUGUCUUAUUGAAGAAGUUCAAACGCCCCUCAGUCUAUCUCGGCUCGCUGGUCACUAUUUGGGGAAUUGUUAUGACCAUGCUCGGAGUUGUCAGCAACUUUGGCGGGUUGCUCGCCGUGCGACUUCUGCUUGGCGUGUUCGAAGCGGGGUUUUACCCUGGCGCAAUUUAUCUCUGUACAUUUUGGUACAUGCCGAAGGAGCUUGCCACAAGAAUUGCAUACUUUUACUGCACCAGUGCUUUGUCCGGAGCAUUUUCAGGUCUUUUGGCCGCUGCAAUUGCUCUGAUGGAUGGCAUUGGUGGGUAUGAGGGCUGGCGGUGGAUCUUCCUCCUCGAAGGUAUUGCUACUACUCUGCUUGGAGUGCUUUGUUUCUUUUUCCUCAUUGAUUCUCCCUCGCUCUCAGGAAGUUGGUUGUCGCAAGACGAGAUAAGAUUCCUUGAGCUCCAAGCAUUCGUGAAGCAGGGUGGACGUUUCUCAGAACAGUCAGCUGAGAACAGAUUCGGCUGGUAUGAAUUCAGAAUGGUUCUCACCAAUUGGAGGCUUUAUCUCCAAGCAUACAUUCUCCUUUGUAUUUCAGCAUGCUCAUAUGGUACCAAAUUCACCCUUCCUUCCAUAAUUAAGGCGAUGGGCUUUUCCAACAACACAAUGGCCCAACUUAUGACAGUACCUGCUUACGUCGCAGGAGGUAUCUCUUCUAUUUUCUUCGCUUUCCUAUCUGAUCGUUUUCUCUGGCGGAUGCCCUUCGUUGUCAUUCCUUUAUUACUCAUCACUAUCGGAUACUCUGUUGUGAUAGGCUUCAACGGCGACCUGGGAGGCAGCCAUACUGGCCCUGGUUAUUUCGCCCUUGUGCUUACUUGCAUGGGUAUCUAUCCUGUCCAGCCUUCCGGAACUAGUUGGGCCGCCAAUAACCUGGCUCCAGCCAACCGUCGCGCGAUCGGAGUUGCCUUUUGCAUCUGUAUGGGCAACAUUGGUGGAAUUAUCGGUAGCUUCAUGUAUCUUGACAAAGAAGCGCCUUUCUAUCACACAGGCUUUGGUCUCUCUUUGGCCUUUGGUGGCUCUGGCGUUCUUGUUGCCCUAUUCCUGGAAUUGAGUUAUAUGUGGGCUAAUCAACAGAAGUCCAAGAUUCCUGAAGAACAGAUUAGAGCACAGUUUUCGGAAGACGAACUUCUUAGAUUGGGGGACAAGAGUUUGCUUUUCAAGCAUACACUCUAA